Messenger RNA from Leptonychotes weddellii (Weddell seal), 2557 nucleotides. NCBI's taxonomy places the organism in Eukaryota, Metazoa, Chordata, Mammalia, Carnivora, Phocidae. The record is from RefSeq and is a predicted model, not a curated record.
AUGGCGUCAGCGGCUUUGUCCUGGGGACUGUGAAGGGCGAUUCUGACUCUGGACUUGACACCAACCUGGGACCUGGGCUGAGAGAGCCAGCAUGUCUCAGUGGAAUCAAGUCCAACAAUUAGAAAUCAAAUUUUUGGAGCAAGUAGAUCAAUUCUACGAUGACAACUUUCCUAUGGAAAUUCGACAUCUGUUGGCUCAGUGGAUUGAAAAUCAAGACUGGGAGGCGGCUUCCAACAAUGAAACCAUGGCAACAAUUCUUCUUCAAAACUUGUUAAUACAACUGGAUGAACAGUUAGGUCGUGUUUCCAAAGAGAAAAACCUGCUCUUGAUACAUAAUCUAAAAAGAAUCAGGAAAGUCCUUCAGGGAAAAUUUCAUGGAAAUCCAAUGCACGUAGCUGUGGUUAUUUCGAAUUGUUUAAGGGAAGAGAGGAGAAUAUUGGCUGCAGCCAACAUGCCCGUUCAGGGACCUCUGGAGAAAUCCUUACAAAGUUCUUCAGUCUCAGAAAGGCAGAGGAAUGUGGAGCACAAAGUGGCUGCCAUUAAAAAUAGUGUGCAGAUGACAGAACAAGACACCAAAUAUUUAGAAGACCUGCAAGAUGAAUUUGACUACAGGUAUAAAACAAUUCAGACAAUGGAUCAGGGGGACAAGAACAAUGCCCUAAUGAAUCAGGAAAUUUUGACUCUUCAAGAAAUGCUUAACAGUCUCGACUUCAAGAGAAAGGAAGCCCUCAGUAAGAUGACCCAAAUAGUAAAUGAAACGGACUUGUUAAUGAACAGCAUGCUGAUGGAAGAGCUGCAGGACUGGAAGAGGAGACAGCAGAUCGCCUGCAUCGGCGGGCCGCUCCACAAUGGGCUCGACCAGCUUCAAAACUGCUUCACACUGUUGGCAGAAAGUCUGUUUCAACUCAGAAGGCAAUUGGAGAAAUUAGAGGAACAGUCUACUAAAAUGACAUAUGAAGGAGACCCCAUCCCCAUGCAAAGAGCACAUCUGCUAGAAAGAGUCACCUUCUUGAUCUACAACCUUUUUAAGAACUCAUUUGUGGUUGAGCGACAGCCAUGCAUGCCAACCCACCCCCAGAGACCGAUGGUACUUAAAACUCUUAUUCAGUUCACUGUAAAGCUAAGACUACUAAUAAAAUUGCCAGAACUAAACUAUCAGGUAAAAGUGAAAGCAUCAAUUGACAAGAACGUUUCAACUCUAAGCAAUAGAAGAUUUGUCCUUUGUGGAACUCAUGUCAAAGCCAUGUCCAUUGAAGAAUCUUCUAACGGGAGUCUCUCGGUAGAAUUUCGACAUUUGCAACCAAAGGAAAUGAAGUCCAGUGCUGGAGGCAAAGGAAAUGAGGGCUGUCACAUGGUAACUGAAGAGCUUCAUUCUAUAACCUUUGAAACACAGAUCUGCCUCUAUGGCCUGACCAUAGAUUUGGAGACCAGCUCAUUACCUGUGGUGAUGAUUUCCAAUGUCAGUCAGUUACCUAAUGCUUGGGCAUCCAUCAUUUGGUACAAUGUGUCAACCAAUGAUUCCCAGAACUUAGUUUUCUUUAAUAAUCCUCCAUCUGCCACUUUGAGUCAACUCCUGGAAGUGAUGAGCUGGCAGUUUUCAUCCUAUGUCGGCCGUGGCCUUAACUCAGAUCAACUCAAUAUGUUAGCAGAGAAGCUUACAGACUCAUUGGAACACUUACCUGGUAAAUCAUUUACCUUUUGGACUUGGCUUGAAGCAAUAUUGGAUCUAAUUAAGAAACACAUUCUUCCUCUUUGGAUAGAUGGGUAUGUCAUGGGCUUUGUUAGCAAAGAGAAGGAGCGCCUCUUGCUAAAGGAUAAAAUGCCUGGAACCUUUUUGUUAAGAUUCAGUGAAAGCCACCUUGGAGGAAUAACUUUCACCUGGGUAGACCAUUCUGAAAAUGGAGAAGUGAGAUUCCACUCUGUAGAACCCUACAAUAAAGGUCGGUUGUCUGCUCUGCCGUUCGCCGACAUCCUUCGAGACUACAAGGUUAUUAUGGCUGAAAACAUUCCCGAAAACCCUCUGAAGUACCUUUAUCCUGACAUUCCCAAAGACAAAGCCUUCGGUAAACACUACAGCUGCCAGCCCUGCGAAGUUUCAAGACCAACAGAAAGGGGGGACAAAGGUUAUGUUCCAUCUGUUUUUAUACCCAUUUCAACAAUCCGAAGUGAUUCAACUGAGCCACAUUCUCCAUCAGAUCUUCUUCCCAUGUCUCCAAGCGUAUAUGCGGUGCUGAGAGAAAACCUGAGUCCCACAACAAUUGAAACUGCAAUGAAGUCUCCAUAUUCUGCUGAAUGACAAGAUAAAUUCUUGACACUCAAAAGAAGGAAGCAAAUGAAAAAGCUUAAAGACUGAUCUUUGCCAACAAUCCUAUCUUAUUUCUUCAGCUUUGUAUAUACCAGUUUCCAGGAAAUGGUUGAAGUCUGAAGCUCUCCUCUCACUCGCCUGACACCACCAAUUGGGAAUGUCCUGACUGAAAUGCUAAAAACCAAAGCUUCAGAUAAACUUACAAGAUAAGACACUUUAAGAAACCAGUGUUAAUAUAACAUUAACAAAAGA